AACUUACCGCCGGGCGCCGCUCCUGGGGAGCCGCCGGGCCCGCGCCGCCGCCCCGGAGGCCCCGCGGAGUGUGUGUGUGCUAGGACUGUCUGAACCUCCCUGUAACUAAUAGCCCGUAUAUAAUUUGGAAGGAGAAAUCUUCAAUGGAAGACCCCGAGGGAAUAAAUGGGAAGUCUGUGCAGAAGUCCCAAACCAGUUCAGAUGUUGCUGUUUCCUCAAGCUGCAGGUCUAUGGAAAUGCAGGAUCUAGCCAGCCCACACAGACGACUAAGUGGUAGUAGUGAAUCCCCCAGUGGUCCAAAACUUGAUAACUCCCAUAUAAAUAAUAAUUCCAUGACACCCAAUGGCACAGAAGUUAAAACAGAACCAAUGAACAGCAGUGAGAUCGCUACUACUACUACCACAGACGGGUCUUUAGACAAUUUCUCAGGAUCAGCAAUUGGAAGCAGUGGUUUCAGCCCAAGACAAACACACCAGUUCUCCCCACCACAGAUUUACCCUUCCAACAGACCCUACCCACAUAUUCUCCCUACCCCGUCUUCACAAACGAUGGCUGCCUAUGGGCAGACGCAGUUUACGGCGGGAAUGCAGCAAGCUACAGCCUAUGCCACUUACCCCCAGCCCGGCCAGCCCUACGGAAUCCCUUCCUAUGGUGCAUUGUGGGCAGGCAUCAAGACAGAAGGUGGAUUGGCACAGUCACAGUCACCUGGACAGACAGGAUUUCUAAGCUACGGUGCCAGCUUUAGCACACCUCAACCUGGACAGGCUCCCUAUAGCUACCAGAUGCAAGGCAGCAGUUUUACAACAUCAUCAGGAAUAUAUGCAGGAAAUAAUUCACUCACAAAUUCUACUGGAUUUAAUAGUUCACAGCAGGAAUAUCCCUCUUAUCCCAGUUUUGGCCAGGGCCAAUAUGCACAGUAUUAUAAUAGCUCACCAUACCCUUCACAUUACAUGACAAACAGCAACACCAGCCCUACGACACCCUCCACAAAUGCAACAUACCAGCUUCAAGAACCGCCAUCUGGCAUCACCAGUCAAGCAGUUACAGAUCCUGCAGCAGAAUACAGUACAAUCCACAGUCCAUCAACCCCCAUUAAAGAUUCAGAUUCAGAUAGAUUGCGUCGUAGUUCAGAUGGGAAAUCACGUGGACGUGGCAGAAGAAACAACAAUCCUUCACCACCACCUGACUCUGAUCUGGAGAGAGUAUUCAUUUGGGAUUUGGAUGAGACAAUCAUCAUUUUCCAUUCCUUGCUUACAGGGUCCUAUGCUAACAGAUAUGGAAGGGAUCCUCCCACUUCUGUGUCCCUUGGACUCCGAAUGGAAGAGAUGAUUUUCAAUUUGGCGGACACACAUCUAUUCUUUAACGAUUUAGAAGAAUGCGACCAGGUUCACAUUGACGACGUGUCUUCGGAUGACAACGGUCAAGAUUUAAGCACAUAUAACUUCGGAACAGACGGCUUUCCCGCGGCUGCCACCAGUGCCAAUCUGUGCCUGGCGACCGGCGUGCGCGGAGGAGUGGACUGGAUGCGGAAACUGGCCUUCCGCUACAGACGAGUAAAAGAAAUAUACAACACCUACAAAAAUAACGUUGGAGGUCUUCUUGGUCCAGCAAAAAGAGAGGCUUGGUUGCAACUAAGAGCAGAAAUUGAAGCUUUGACAGAUUCUUGGUUAACACUUGCACUGAAAGCACUCACCCUCAUACAUUCAAGGACAAACUGUGUGAACAUUCUUGUAACAACUACUCAGCUAAUUCCAGCUCUGGCAAAAGUCUUGUUGUAUGGACUAGGAGUUGUAUUUCCCAUAGAGAAUAUUUACAGUGCAACUAAAAUAGGAAAGGAAAGUUGUUUUGAGCGAAUAAUUCAAAGAUUUGGAAGAAAAGUAGUGUAUGUUGUUAUAGGAGAUGGUGUCGAAGAAGAACAAGGCGCAAAAAAGCAUGCUAUGCCAUUUUGGAGGAUCUCGAGCCACUCUGACCUUAUGGCCCUUCACCACGCCUUGGAACUGGAGUACUUGUAGCAGCUUAGCAGCACUUUCAAACCUCAGAGCCUCCUUCUGCCCGUGGAUGAGAUGCCUGUGUCUUGUGUCAGCAUUGGACUACAGAACUUUGUGAUUUCGACAUGUUGACGUGCAGCUGCAAUCGGUCUUAACCCUUGCCCUUUCAGAGAACGGAGGAGCAUGUCCUUUUCUUCAGAACAGCUGUUGGCUCCGGUACUGCCAGUCCAACGAAAAUAAGCCAUGCGAGUGUUUGAACAACUCAUCGUUACCGUGUUUGCUACCAAACAAGAAAUAGAGGAGGAAAAAAUAAAAUGGGGAAGAAAAAAAAAAAAAAAAGAAGAAAAGAAAAGGAAAUAAGAGGUUCAAACCUGUGAAGAAAAGAAAAAGGACCUGCAAAUGCUUUGUAGUUUUUAGCCUCUUCAAUGUGACACACACAAUUUCUUCAACACAGCAAACUUGAUUGCACAAUGAAGACUGAGAUUUUACAAAAUAUACCAGUGGAGUAAUUUUCUUAUAAAGAAGGUUUACGUUUUGGUUUCUCAUACCCAGGGUACUCUGUACAUCUUUACUUAUUUAUGAACAGACUGUAUUUUGACAUCAUAUAACUGAGGAUAUGUGUAAUAGGAUUAAAGGCUAUUAUAAGCCUUUGCCUUAUGGUACAGCAACUACUUUUGAUUUUAGCACAUUACAGAGUAGUUUAAAAUAUGUCUAAUUUAAACUAAUAGGUACAUCACUGAGACAAUCAUGUACAGGAAGAAUUUUUUGUGUAAAUUUGUAAUAAUGAAUGAUUCUUUUACAUAUUGUUAAGGUAAAUGCUAUUGAAAGAUAGUAAUGCCUUGUUGGUGAAGAAUGAGGCCACGUGUGCACAAAUUUGUGCAGUGCCUUAUCAAUGUGUUGGAUAUAAAUAUGUAGAUAAUGAAUUUUUUUUAGAUAAAUUUGUCAAGACCAAAAGCAUGGAUGUCAAGUGUCAAUAGGAAUUGGGUUUUGUUCUCAGCUGUUUCUCUGCCAUUUUCUUCUCUCACCCACUCUGAUUAUGAAAAGAUUGAUUUUGUGUGUCCCCCUGGUUGAAGCAAAUACAGAUAAAACCCAAGUGAAGAGGAAGCCUUUAUUGUCUUUUUGCUUCCUCUUUUAAAGUUAACAUAUUAACUCUUUCUUAGAGUAUUAAAAGAUUAAUUAGGAGAGUCAUUCCAUAAAGAAAUAGAGAAAGAACACAAUAUAUUUUAAGAUGUAAAUUAAACUGGAACCUUGGUACUGAAUAGCCUUUGUCUCAUCCAAAAAUGAAGGAAACUAUCAUCACUAAUAUUUUUAGAAAUUAGAAAUGUGAAUAUUUUGGAGAAAUUAAACAAGAAUGCUCAUAUACAUUUAAGUUUUUUAAUCCUCUUCCACCAGGAGUCAGAUUUUCCCAAGACAUAACAUCCAUUGCCGGCAAUGGAAAUGCUGAAAUUAUUAUCACCAAGGAGUUAAAAUUUGCUUUUGUCUGUACUAACUUAAAGGACAAACCUAGAUCAUGUCUGUCUGUGACUUGUGACUUUUCUGAUCUUGAAGGCUUUGAGCUACUUGGUUAAAUAAACUGUUAGUCUGA
This is a messenger RNA of Vidua chalybeata, 3573 nucleotides long. It is a transcript of the gene EYA1, whose product is annotated as EYA transcriptional coactivator and phosphatase 1. Gene Ontology annotation, molecular function: protein tyrosine phosphatase activity. Lineage: Eukaryota; Metazoa; Chordata; Aves; Passeriformes; Viduidae. The transcript has 19 exons. The record is from RefSeq and is a predicted model, not a curated record. Gene Ontology annotation, biological process: negative regulation of extrinsic apoptotic signaling pathway in absence of ligand; positive regulation of DNA repair; cell differentiation. Gene Ontology annotation, cellular component: nucleus. The coding region runs from base 144 to 2012 and encodes 622 amino acids.